AUGUCGAUGAGAGAGGAUGCUUUACUUGCGAAGGGUGUGGCGGAUCGCCGUCCGUCGGGGCCAGCUCAGGCGACUGAGUUGAUCCCGGUGGUGGCCCCAUCCGGCCCCCCACUUAUGACGAACCGGCUUUCGACAACUGACGCUGACGGGUUUGACUCAUCGGAUUUUGACGCGCACCCUCGUGAUCGAGUGUUCAUUCUCAUGAACAAACUCGCCCACGGGGGCCCCUACCCUGGUGGAGAGGACGACGAGGCGGCUAUUCUCGCCUUCUGCAACAUUCAGAAGGCUGCCGCUCUACCGCACACGAGGCAGCAUGUGUCGGGUGUGCCACCGAGAGCCCCGCCGGUCGCAUCGCACGAUUUUGCGGUCCCGGCGGUGGCGGCCUCGGCGGGAGUUGCGCCGCUGGCCUCGACCACUGAAGAGGUCGAUGUGCCCCCGGUUGCCCCCCUGGCCCCGGAGACACGAGAAGAGCCCGUGGCUGCGCUAGCUGCAGCUACCGAGAUGGAGGACAUGGACCUGCCCGACGCAAAUCUGGCUGAGGCGAUUGCCGAGUCGGAGCGCCGUGACACCGACCUUGACGCUCCCCGCGUGCCCAGAAAGCGCCGGGCUGUGACGCAUGACGACUCUGACACUCCCUCUCAGACAUCUGAAGGAGCGAGGCCGCGGAAGAAGGCCACCAGGGCCUCCCGCACCUCCACCACCGAGUCUGGGCUGACUCUCGCGGGCUCCUCCCGGAGCACCGCCGCGCAGAAAUCGACGAAGACCACGCGGCGGCCCACUCGUUCACCUGCUGCUUCCCGACAGCCGGACGAGGAUGGUUUUGUCGCCCCGCCCCGGCGGCACACUGCCAGGGCCGCUGCGCUGCAGCUACCGACCCCGCUGCCGACCGCCAACACGUUUGCGGGCGUCAGCGACGAUGCGAUGGAGGAUGGCGCCGCGCCUCCGGCGCCGGCCCAAAAGAAGCCGCCGCCUAUAGUCAUCCAGUGGGCUGGCGAAUACAAGGAGUUCCAGCAAAAACUGGACAGGGUGGCCACGUCCGCCACUGUCAAGAACGCUGGCCGUGACCUUUACAAGGUCACAGUGUCGACCAACGAGGAGUACCGCGCGGUGACGGACGCCAUCUGCAAAGAUGGCCUCCCCUUUGCUGCCGCCACCAAGGGAGGACCAGCUUCCGCCACCCGAAGUUCGGCGCAGGUGGAGCGUGAGACGCGGCCACCGACCGCGCCGUCCACGGCUUCGCCCGUGGGGGUGGCAGCCCCCGCGCCCACGCAGGGCGCGCGGGCUGCCGCCCCGCGCAGGCGUCGCCGGCGUGCGGGCCGGGCCACCCCUGCCACUGCACGACGGACUGUCGAAGACACUCUGCCGCCGCAGAGGACGACGCCUCGUGCUGCGCCGCGACCGGCUGCCGAUGCUCCGCGGCAGUCGCCUAGUACGGAGCGGCCGCCACCGGCCGCCCCAGUGGCGGAGGCCGCCCCAGCGGCCCCCACCGCCCCCAUGAGUGACCGGUGGAAAGAUGGUGUCAGUAUGACGGCGAAGGAGCUGACGGACCCGGCGAUGGACGCGGGUCUCGUGGGCGUCAGCUUCGUCGUCGUCGACCUCGUUUAG
Schistocerca americana (American grasshopper) is the source of this 1605-nucleotide messenger RNA. RefSeq names its product nucleolar protein dao-5-like. The record is from RefSeq and is a predicted model, not a curated record. NCBI's taxonomy places the organism in Eukaryota, Metazoa, Arthropoda, Insecta, Orthoptera, Acrididae. The transcript is spliced from 3 exons. Bases 1 to 1605 code for a protein of 534 amino acids.